AUGAGAUCUCAUAUUCCCCAUAAUAAAGACAGCAGUGGAGGUUUACAAGUAGCAUUGCUCUCUUUUUUCUCCCUUCAAAUACUUCAGAUUCAACCUCAAGACAGCAUGGAGAAUAAACAGCAGCAAUUACUCUUAGGAAGGGAAACUAACCCAGCAACUGAAAACCAGUCCUUUGAGAUGCUAAAAGAACUAUCAAUGAAGUGGUUUAUGGAGACGCAGGUUCCUCUUAUAUUACAGAAUGGGAUUUUACCUGAGUGGUUCUAUGGAUUCAUUACAAGAAAGCAGAGUGAAGAGCUGCUUAAAGACAAAGACGUUGGCUGUUUUCUUAUCAGAUUAAGCGACAAAACAAUUGGUUACAUUCUGUCAUAUAGAGGAAAAGAUCGAUGUCGGCAUUUUGUCAUUAAUCACCUACGGAAUGGACAUUAUGUAGUAUCAGGGGAUACCUGUACCCAUGAAAGCCUUGCACAGCUGAUAGGCUAUUACCAGACUUCAGAAAUCGAGCCUUUUGGAGAAAAUCUUACAACAGUUUGCGCUCAGUCAAUUGAGAAAAGUUUAUAUGAUGAGAUCGCUUUGGAUCAGCAAACCUCUUCAAAAGAAAGUAAAUCAAACAGUGGAGAAGUCAAUCUCUUGCUGACAAGGCAAGUGUCUGGCAGCUCACAAACCACUGUGCUAAUGAAGGAAGCCACCUCUCUACCUUCAAAGUCAAAGAGAGAGCACAAGAACUUAUCAGGAGAAAGAAAGAACUUUAACUCCGAGGAUCCAGACAUAGCCCCACCACUGCCGGAUAGGAGCAGCUUGCUUAUGCAGGAGACAUCCAAACUAGAUUUAAAUGAUCAAGGAAACACUGUAUAUGCGGAGCUGAACAAACACCAUUUGAAUGGCAGAGGCCUUAGUUUGGAGACCCACUCUGCCACUGACAAAAUCCUCAUUGAGAAAUCAGCCUGUUCAUCACAAGGUAACACCCAGCAAAAACCAGGAGAACCAGACCAAGCAAACUACUCUCCUAGCAAAAAAAUCAGCUCGGUGUAUGCUUUGGCUAAGCAAGCUGAACAUUUCUAUGACAAAAAAAUUGAUCUUAUAAAGCCAUCGCCUCCAGAAACUGUUUAUUCUGAAGUUAUGGUAGAGCAAGGCAAAAGCCAUUCCUCACUUCCUUGGGGUCAAAAUGUCCAUUCCCUAUCCCUUUGUCCAUCAACUUCUGCAGACACAAAGAAAUUGACAUUAAGUACUCCUGCUACAACGUCCCCUAAGUUAUCUCCUAAGUUACCCAUUAAAGCUAGGACCUCUGUGGAGUCCCAAGAUUCAGAACAGCUAUUUGCAACCUAUGCAACCUCUCUCCAAAGCAAUGAAGGGCUUAGAAAACCAUACAACAAGAUCCUUCAUGAUUCACCAACACAUAGCAUAUAUGGGCAGAUUGAGAAGGUGAAAGCUUGUAAGCCUUUUGCUUCUGGCUCUGAUAAUGGGAACAAUACUUAUGAACAGAUUCCAGUCGGACGACCAAAGUCAUCUACCCAUGAUCAAGCUUCUGAGAGACUUUCUAAGUCUUCCCUAGGACAACCCAAUGAUACUUAUGAUGAGGUGUCUUCUUUGAACACAGGAUCCUCCAGAACAGAGAACUGUACUGAAAAUACAUAUGAAAAGAUUCCUGAAAAUUUCCAGAAAGGCUCAUCUGCAAAGAAAAUUCCUGCUCCUGAUAACAUGUAUGAGCAAAUUUCCCUAGACCCUUUGAAGGGAGCAGAAGCAAAACCAAACCAGAAGAUGGACAAGCGAAGAAGAUUUUUUUUUGCUGACAAGAAGAAUAAAUCAUGA
This is a messenger RNA of Gopherus flavomarginatus (Mexican gopher tortoise), 1806 nucleotides long. RefSeq names its product SH2 domain containing 7 (gene SH2D7). The record is from RefSeq and is a predicted model, not a curated record. The transcript has 6 exons. Lineage: Eukaryota; Metazoa; Chordata; Testudines; Testudinidae. Gene Ontology annotation, cellular component: cytoplasm. Bases 1 to 1806 code for a protein of 601 amino acids.